Trypanosoma cruzi is the source of this 260-nucleotide messenger RNA. RefSeq lists its product as uncharacterized. The record is from RefSeq and is a predicted model, not a curated record. The transcript has a single exon. NCBI's taxonomy places the organism in Eukaryota, Euglenozoa, Kinetoplastea, Trypanosomatida, Trypanosomatidae. The annotation marks the transcript as partial.
UUCGUCGUUUGUCGUUUGGCACACGUUUGGGGAUGCACUCACCGCGAGGCGACUACGAGCCGGAGGGGGUGACGUACACGAGUACAUCCGAGGAAUUGGAGCGGCAUGAGGAUCGCGUUCCGGCGCUGAAGCAACGUCUGCACGACGUCUUUUACCGUUUCACCACGAUGAGGCGAGGGAAAAUUGAGCUUAAUUGCGUCUGCUGCGAUCAUAUUGGUGGGAACUAUGCGACAUAUCACAUUCACGGGAACGACAUGUGA